CGAAAGUACAACUCGGACGCAACGUACUGUACUUUCCAGACUUUCGACAUUCGAAAAUCAAGAUGAGAUACUUGUCGACGCUGCUUCUUGCCUUGCAUUUGGCCGCAGUUGCGUACUCGACUCCCAUAUCUUCGGACACAUCCGGCAGCGUCUCCUUGGAGAGCUAUUGCCCUAGCGCCACAACUCUGGGCUUGCGCACCGUCCAUUACCACAAGAGGAACCUCGUUCACUUUCUGUCUGGCGGUUCCAAACGUGACAAAAAGGACAAGUGCAAGGACAAGGAUGCCGAUUCCAAGAAAGGCGAAGCUUCUCUUCCCGAUGAUGAUAAAACAGAGUGGAUACGAAGACCAGGCGAAAGUCCUGAGGACUUCCUUGUCCGCCUGGACAGACAGGCAACGAAGUGGGGAGAAGACGGAAAGCUCAAUGAGACGGGCGUGAAACUUAUAAAGGCUCUAGGCAAGAAUAUCCUCAUCAAUGAAGCGCGGGGAAUGCAGGACCCACAGGAUUCACAUGGGGACAUCCUUAAAGUGAUCGACGGAACAUGGGGGGAAGCAGAAGCCCUGAAAUAUGGAAAUUUCAAUCUCUUCAAGAGAUCCGCUUACGCCGAAAGCAGCAACAUGCAGGCUUUGGAAAGGCCGCUUCUUCAUGAUCCGACCGACUGGGUUAGAGAAGCAGACACGAUCAGAAAGUACUGGAAGCCUAAAGAGACAGAAAGUAAAGCGGAGUUCUCGGAGCGCAUCUACGAGCAGGUCCGCGUAUGCUACAAACAUGGAGUCCUAAAUUUCGACGGAAUGGACACACUCGAUCAGAAAAUCUCAGAUCUGAGGCGAUUUCAGUCGAUCCCGUCCGAGGAUGGAAAAUGGCAAAAACAUCUCCGUGAGCUUCAAGACCUCGUCCAGCAGAAUAUGAACGUCAAAAUGUACAAACCAGGCAACGAUCGCACGCCCAACAGCCCACCUCCGCUGAGACCAAGCGAUUUCUACCACCACUUUUCAAGACUUCAUUUGUGA
Molecule: messenger RNA, 1010 nt
Organism: Acaromyces ingoldii
Lineage: Eukaryota; Fungi; Basidiomycota; Exobasidiomycetes; Exobasidiales; Cryptobasidiaceae
Exons: 2
Coding region: 63-1010 (315 amino acids)
Source: RefSeq, a predicted model, not a curated record